ACGGCAGGAAGCAAGAUGAUGACAGUGUGCCACCGCCGAGUGCAGCAACCUUUCAAACCCCGUUCAACCUCCCUCCUCCACUUCCACUCAAUCUCCGCUGUCCGUUCUGCCUCCACCGCAGUUGGCGCCGCCGUGGAUCCCUUCACCGACCACCCAUCGCAUCACCACCUCGCCGCCGUGGACUCUAAGUCCACCCUUCUCAAAUCCUACACCGUCACUCCCCCAAUCAAACCGUGGCCCCAACGCCUCUCCCCCAAACGGGUCGUUUCGAUGAUCAGCCGCCAGCAAAACCUCGACCUCGCCCUCCAAAUCUUCGACCACGCAGGAAAAUUCCACCGCAAUUUCGCCCACAAUUACGAAACCUACCUCGCCAUGAUCGAAAAGCUCUCCAAAGCUCGCGCCUUUGAGCCCAUGGAAACCCUAAUCUCCCAGUUACACAAAUCCCAAAUCAAAUGCGGCGAAAACCUAUUCAUCACCGUCAUUCGCAACUACGGCUUCGCGGGUCGACCCAAGCUCGCAAUCCGAACCUUCCUGCGGAUCCCAAGCUUCGGUCUCCAACCCUCGGUGAGGUCCUUCAACACUCUCUUGAACACCUUGGUUCAGAAUAAACGGUUCGAUUUAGUUCAUUUGAUGUUCAAGAACUGUAGAAAAAAGUUUGGUAUUGUUCCUAACGUGUUUACAUGCAACAUACUUGUGAAAGCCCUCUGCAAGAAGAAUGAUAUCGAUGCGGCAAUUAGGGUUUUAGAGGAAAUGCCUGCAAUGGGGUUUAUCCCAAAUGUGGUUACUUAUACUACAAUUUUAGGUGGGUAUGUUUCAAAAGGCGACAUGGUUGGUGCCAGGAGGGUUUUUGGGGAGAUUUUGGACAGAGGGUGGGUGCCUGAUCCCACAACCUAUACCAUUUUGAUGGAUGGGUAUUGUAAAAAAGGGAGGUUUAUGGAUGCUGUGAAGGUAAUGGACGAAAUGGAGGAGAAUAGGGUUGAACCAAAUGAUGUAACCUAUGGGGUUAUAAUUGAAGCGUAUUGUAAAGAGAAGAAGUCCGGGGAAGUCCUUAAUCUGCUUGAUGAUAUGCUUGAGAAGAAAUAUAUACCGAGUUCGGCUCUUUGUUGUAGGGUCAUUGAUAUGUUGUGUGAAGAGGGGAAGGUUGAGGUUGCUUGUGAGCUGUGGAAGAAGCUCUUGAAGAAGAAUUGCACUCCCGAUAAUGCGAUUACUAGCACGCUUAUACAUUGGCUCUGCAAGGAGGGUAAGGUUUGGGAGGCGAGAAAGCUAUUUGAUGAGUUUGAGAAGGGUUCGAUCCCAAGUACUUUGACGUAUAAUGCACUUAUUGCUGGAAUGUGCGAGGGAGGGGAGUUGCCAGAGGCGGCGAGGUUGUGGGACAACAUGGUGGAGAAGGGGUGUGUUCCUAAUGCUUUUACUUAUAACAUGUUGAUUAAGGGCUUUUGUAAAGUCGGUAAUGCAAGGGAGGGAAUUAGAGUUAUGGAGGAGAUGUUGGAUAACGGGUGUUUGCCGAAUAAGGCGACGUAUGCUAUUUUGCUAGAGGGGCUCUACGAAUUGGGAUUGGAAGGAGAAGUUACAAAUGUUCUUUCAAUGGCAAGCUCAAGAGGAGGAGUUGAUGCUGAAUGUUGGGGUGUUUUUCUCGCCAAGUUUGUUAAUGGUGGCAAUAUCGAUGUUGAGGGAGCUAAAAUUGAUAGAAUAUUAGUUGAGAGUGCUGCUUAGGGAUUCAUCUAUGGGUUUUAACAUAGAGUUAUGGAGGAGAUGUUGGAUAAUGGGUUUUUGUCGAAUAAGUCCAACAUAUUCCAUCUUUACUAGAAGGCCUCUGCGAAUCGGGACUGGAAGCAGAAGUCACAAAUGUUGUUUCAAUGGCAAGUUCAAGAGGAGGAGUUGGUCCUGAUUCUUGGGGUUGUUUUUCUAAGCAAGGUUGUUAGCAAUCUGGAUGUUGGAGGGAGCUAUAAUUGAUAAAAUAUUACUGGAGAGUGCUGGUUGGGGAUUCAUCUAUGGGAUUAUGUUAAGAGCCCAGAUCUUCCUAUAUACUUAUUUUCGGGAAUAGUAGACACAGGAUUGCCAAUAUCCUGUGAAUUGAUGUAAACCCUUUUAGUUUUCAGACUACUAAUAUUGAAAAUUGCCCAAACAGGAUCAGUUGUGAAGUUCUUUUUCUCUGUUGUCAUGGAGAACCAGUCAAGUACUUGUGGUUGGGGGAACAUGUGUGAACUGGGGCUGUGUUCCUUCCAAAACUCUCCUUGCUGUGAGUGGGCGAAUGCGGGAGCUUCAGGAUGAGCAUCACAUGAAGGCUUUUGGUUUACAGGUUGCUGCAGCUGGGUAUGAUAGGCAAGGAGUAGCUGAUCAUGCAAAUAAUCUUGCCUCAAAAAUCAGAAGUAACUUGACCAAUUCAUUGAAGGGUCUUGGAGUUGUUAUACUUGAAGGUGUUGGCACAAUUUUGGGUCCACAAAAGGUGAAAUAUGGAAAAGUUGGCUCCUCUGGCAAUGUAAUAACAGCAAAAGAUAUAAUAAUUGCUACUGGCUCUGUACCUUUCGUCCCUAAGGGAGUUGAAGUUGAUGGGAAAACUGUAAUAACCAGUGAUCAAGCACUUAAAUUGGAAUUUAUUCCUGAUUGGAUAGCCAUUGUUGGCAGUGGCUACAUUGGUCUUGAGUUUAGUGAUGUAUAUAUGGCACUUGGAAGUGAGCCUCAAGCAAGGGAAAAAGCUGAAAAGGAGGGAUUUGAAGUAAGUGUUGCCAAGACUAGUUUUAAGGCUAACACAAAGGCCCUAGCCGAAAAUGAAGGGGCGGGGCUUGCUAAGGACAUAGAGUUUGCUGUUCAUGCACAUCCAACCUUGUCCGAGGUGCUUGACAAACUCUUCAAAUCUGCUAAGGUAGGGAGGACAGGCUUCUUUGGUCCUGAAAUGAAAUCCUCUCCCAUUCUGCACUGGUUAAAAUCAACAUCUCUAGUCCAGGUGUGGCACCUGUUACUGUCUAAGUUCUCAACAUAGUAUUACAUUUCGACAACACUCAUUCAAUCAGAGACUCCAAGAAGCUGCCUGUCUUCUUAAGAGGAUCCAUCCACAAAGAAUUAUUACAUCUUGGUUCCAAGUGCUACAAAUUUUCUGAUAAUUGUUUCCUCAUUUUUCGGUUAUUUUCUCUGAUAGAAUUACACUCUAAUGUUAGAGCUCAGGCUGCAGUUCUGUUUGUUCCCUUUUUAUUUUUUCAGAGGACUACUGUUGAGGUUUUGUCAUGGAGAUACAUAGAUACACCCCCCAACGACAAUAGAUGGUAGACAUGAGUUUUUACUCAACUGAAAUCUUUUGGCAACCUUCCUUUUCAGACCAAAGGAGAAAGAAACCCAAAAUGGUGGCCAAUUUUUCCCCUUUUUUCUUUUUAUUCUUAAGCUAUGGGAUUGUAUUUUGUGAGGUUUUAUCAAUAAGAAUUUUAAUUAAAUAAAAA
Messenger RNA from Vitis vinifera (wine grape), 3431 nucleotides. Its product is annotated as pentatricopeptide repeat-containing protein At5g16420, mitochondrial. Gene Ontology annotation, cellular component: oxoglutarate dehydrogenase complex; mitochondrion. Gene Ontology annotation, molecular function: flavin adenine dinucleotide binding; protein binding; dihydrolipoyl dehydrogenase (NADH) activity. The record is from RefSeq and is a predicted model, not a curated record. Bases 2252 to 2980 code for a protein of 242 amino acids. The transcript has 8 exons. Lineage: Eukaryota; Viridiplantae; Streptophyta; Magnoliopsida; Vitales; Vitaceae.